Messenger RNA from Sesamum indicum (sesame), 774 nucleotides. RefSeq names its product NDR1/HIN1-like protein 10. Gene Ontology annotation, cellular component: plasma membrane. The record is from RefSeq and is a predicted model, not a curated record. NCBI's taxonomy places the organism in Eukaryota, Viridiplantae, Streptophyta, Magnoliopsida, Lamiales, Pedaliaceae. Gene Ontology annotation, biological process: defense response to other organism.
AUGGAAGACCCCAAUAGGCCCGUCACAGGUUAUCCCGCCCCAAACGCUCACCCCCCCAAUGGUUACUCCCUGAAUCCACCGCCCUCUGGAGCCGCUUACCCUUACGCUGCACCUCCUCCCCCCAAUGCUUACUACAAUUACCAAAACAACCCAUACUACCCCCAGGGCUACCAGUACGACGCCGACUCUGUCCGUCGAGCCACCUGCCUCCGCCGCAUCUUCGCCUUCGUGAUCGGUCUUGUUGUCAUCUUCGGAACCAUUACCUUCAUCGUCUGGCUCGUGCUCCGCCCCCAGCUCCCUGAGUUCCGAGUGGACUCCUUCUCCAUGUCCAAUUUCUCACUGGGUAACAACUCGCUCGUGUCUUUCACUUCCCAAGUUCGCCUCACGGCGCGUAACCCUAACAAGAAAAUGGCCCUGGCGUACGAUCACAUCGAUGCUGUAAUUUUCUACAAAUCGGAUUCGCUCUCGCAGACCACGAUGCCCCCUUUUUCGCAGGACACCAAGAACGAGACUUCUUUGACGGCAAAUUUUGCGGCGGCCGGGAGUUUUGUGGAUAAGUCGGUGGUGGAUGGGAUUAAUGGUGAGAGGGGGAAGAAUGGGAAUGUGAACUUCAAUUUGAGGAUGCUAUCCCGUGUCAGGUUUGAGUCCAAGGCAUGGAGGACUAGGAGGAGGUUUUUGAAGGUUUUUUGUGGAGAUUUGUUCGUCGGAAUUCCGGCCAAUGGGAGAUCCGGGGCGUUAACCGGGGGGGCGAAGCAGUGUCGCGUAGGGAUUUGA